This is a messenger RNA of Phalaenopsis equestris, 1001 nucleotides long. RefSeq lists its product as uncharacterized. The record is from RefSeq and is a predicted model, not a curated record. Bases 137 to 736 code for a protein of 199 amino acids. The transcript has 3 exons. NCBI's taxonomy places the organism in Eukaryota, Viridiplantae, Streptophyta, Magnoliopsida, Asparagales, Orchidaceae.
UAUCUCUCUAUCAAUUCCUUAAAUUCUCUAAAUAGGAAAUUGCCGUUCUUCGGAUUUUUGGAAUACUAGUCUCUUUUAUUCUAUCUGUUUGCUCGCCCAUCUAGGGUUUGGCGGGUGUUGUUUGCUAAUCGGAUUGAUGGCGAGGAAGAGGAAAUCAGAUGCAACCCAUCUCGACGAUGUCGAUCGGACUCUUUACUCGACCUUCUGCAGCGCGGCCAACUCACUUUCUCAACUAUACACCCAAGCCAUGAAUCACCAAAAGGUCGCUUUCCAGGCUGGCGAGCGGCAGGCUCUGGAAAAGCUCUACCAAUGGAUUAUAAAGCAACAUGAGGAAGAUUCGAGGGUGACGGCUGCUGAUAUAGUUGCACAUAUUGAGAAAGAGAUUGAUUAUGGUGGAGAUGAUGCAGCCAUCUCCCCAAGAUUGCACUUUCAGCACCAAUUCCCUCAGACUACACCACACCUUACAAACUCUAGCAUCCCGACUAGUACUGGAUUCGUGGGGCAGCUUGCUCACGGAGUUCCUCUCCGUACAUCUCAUUCGGAACAGGUCAAGAACUCAGUUUUCUCAAACACAUUUUCCAGUCCAGUUCGCAGAACCCUCCAGCCCUAUCACCUUGCACAGGGAGAAGGGCCAUGUGGCCUUUGGGGCACGAGGAGUAAUGAUGCGAAUUCGUUAAUUGAUGGUCGGGAAUGUGAUUCUCCAAACCGCCCCAAUGAUUCUUCCAUGGAACACUGAGGUUGGGAAUCGGCUUUCGCUCAGUUAAAAUGAGCAAAAUCUCUUUUAUUUCAGAGCCUCCACGGCACAUUAUCAAAUCAGGUUUAUUGGAGUGCUUGAAAUAGGUUUGUGUUCAUGAAAUGCUUGAAAUAGGCUCCUUGUAUUAUGUUUGUGUUCAUGAAAUGCUUGAAAUAGGUUUCCUCUCUGUUUGCUUAUAGGAACCAACACCCGAGGGAGUUGGCUUUAUAUACUAUCUUAUAUUUGGUUUAUUAUUGGUGUUUAUCAA